Molecule: messenger RNA, 1250 nt
Organism: Galeopterus variegatus (Sunda flying lemur)
Lineage: Eukaryota; Metazoa; Chordata; Mammalia; Dermoptera; Cynocephalidae
Gene: TMEM178A
Product: transmembrane protein 178A
Exons: 3
Coding region: 1-534 (177 amino acids)
Biological process (GO): negative regulation of osteoclast differentiation; regulation of cytosolic calcium ion concentration
Cellular component (GO): endoplasmic reticulum membrane
Source: RefSeq, a predicted model, not a curated record
AUGAACAGAGUAGUAAAUUGUGUUUCUUAUUUCUUUCAAGGUAUUGCGCAGCGAUGCACAGCUAUCAAGUACCACUUUUCUCAGCCAAUCCGCUUACGCAACAUUCCUUUCAAUUUAACCAAGACAAUCCAGCAAGAUGAAUGGCACCUGCUUCAUUUAAGAAGAAUCACCGCUGGGUUCCUGGGCAUGGCUGUGGCCGUCCUUCUGUGUGGCUGCAUUGUGGCCACGGUCAGUUUCUUCUGGGAGGAAAGUCUGACCCAGCACGUGGCUGGACUCCUGUUCCUCAUGACAGGGAUAUUUUGCACCAUUUCGCUCUGCACUUACGCUGCCAGUGUCUCUUAUGAUUUGAACCGGCUCCCGAAGCUAAUUUAUAGCCUGCCUGCUGAUGUGGAACAUGGCUACAGCUGGUCUGUCUUUUGCGCCUGGUGCAGUUUAGGCUUUAUUGUGGCAGCUGGAGGUCUCUGCAUCGCUUAUCCGUUUAUUAGCCGGACCAAGAUUGCACAACUAAAGUCUGGCAGGGACUCCACUGUAUGACUGUCCCCACUCAAGGCCCGUCCAUAGUGCGGGUGACUGCUGAGGCGAGCAGAGCCCAGGUUCACAUCAGGAUUCCAAGCACAAAGCGGUCUUUUACAUUCCAACCUGUUGCCUGCAAGCCCUUUCUGGAUGACUGAUAAAAAAAUCAUGCAAAACCUCCCAACCUUUCUAAGGACGAGACUACUGUGGAUUCAAGUGCUUUAAUGACUAUUUAUGCUUUGACUGUGAGAAAUAGGGAGCAGUGCCAUGGAACACUUCUAGGUGUAGAAAAAGAGGAAUGGAAAAAUUUGUAUGAUUUUCAUUUCUUUCAGAGAGUUUGUAUAUAACAGUUACCUGAGAGUCAUUUCUAUUUGGAAAAGGAUUCGUAACAAAGCAAGUAUAAUUUUCUUGUCAUUGUACCAAGCUUGUUAAAUUUUAAUGCAGCAUCUUCAGAACUUGUCCUAAUGGUGUCUUGUUGUGUCAGCACCAAAUAUUUGUGCAUUAUUUGUGGAUAUUCCUUGUCACAAGAAGAUUCUAUGUUGCCUUAUUUUUUUAAAUUGAAGUCUCUUCUCUGUCUUUAUACUGAAAUUGAAAUCGUAACACAAAAACAAAACCAGAUCAACCGUGUAAGAGCUAAUCUGUGACACUAUGCAGUAUUGUUUAAAGUCCUAUCUGUUGUUCAACUUGUCUCUUUAUGUUAACUGGAUUUCUGCAUUAAAUGACUGCCCCCUUGUUAA